UAUCAAAGACAGAUUUGUUUUAAAUGUGAGGUCCUGGAACUGGGGUUAUAUCACCCGUGUAUUAGAAUUUGAUGCCCCCCUUUUUAUGACCAGGUAAAACGUUGCCAGGGCAGGUGGAUAUGCCCCCUGUUCCCUUUUACGUUUUCGCAUAAUUCCGGAUUCAAUUUCAUUUGAAAACUCUCAACAUGCUUGAUUACGGCCAUUUUAUAAAUCAGCUGAUGUCGAAAGCUAUAACUGAUUCUUGCCAGUUUAGUCGAUUGCGUAUGGGUGUCGUGUCCAAACUUUAGAACGGGGAAGUCCAAGGUUAAACACAACAAAACAUGUUUUUGCGUUUCGUUCGUCUUUUCGUGAUAACACAGUAAAUGACGUGUGGUAUAGCAAUAAUUAUCUAGAACUUGACACUAGACGAUAUCUAGUGUGUCAAUAGAAGUCAUGGCUAUCUAAAGUGGAUGAAAAAUUGUUCCUGGAUGGCAACCGAAAGAUUUUUCGAAGGAGUUCAACACGCAAAGAAUUAUGCCACAUUCAGACCACGCCCACCUGAGCAACUCACUGAAAGAAUCGUGGCCUAUUUGAAAGAGAAGUAUGAAGGCCAGCUGGAUCUUUGUGUUGACGUGGGGUGCGGCAACGGCCAAUGUAGCACACCGUUUGCCCAUCAUUUUCACAAAGUGUUGGCUACAGAUGUCAGCAGUGCUCAGAUUCAAGUGGCAAAUGCCCUCGUUCAUCCCGUCAAUGUCGAGUUUCGGUUGGGUUGAAGUAAAAAAAAAAUUUAAAAAGAAAAAUGGACGUAGAUAAGGAAGUUCAGCGCCUAGAGGACUUCAUGAAAGAUUCCCAGGCCAACUUGAGUGAAAUAGUCAGAAUCUAUUAUCGCAUUGCAAAAGAUACAAGUUCUGAUGCGUCCAGCGCUAUUUCCAUCCUCAACAAAUUAGCAGUUCAAUUGCUGUCGUCUGAAGUGAUUAUGAUCUUGAAAAAACAUAGGCUGGACGCCUUUUCUUACGUGCUAGUCGCCAACAACCUACUGAACGUGGAUGAUGUCAAAGAUGACUUGGAAAACGGAGACGUAUUGGUGACUAACGCUCCAUCCAAUGCGAUCAGGAAGCUCAAAGCAGAGCUCUGUGUUGUAUCAGUUUUACCACCCGCAACACCAGCAGCGGAAUGCGCACCACCAACACCGCCAGGCAACCCACAAGGGUCAAUGAGCAGCAGGAAUUAUUUGGAUCACAAAACUGCAUCAACCACUGACGAGAACAGACUACCAAUAGAAAUUAUAAACCAAUGUAGCAAUAUGAAAAAAGUUAACGACAUGAUCUUGUACGUGUUGCCAUUGAAUCGAUCAUCAACUUUCUCCGGAGCAUCUUCCAUCGUAAGGCGAUUCAGCUUCGGUGAGCCAGAUCCUUCCGGAAGCAAGACAUGCAAAACAAUUCUUCUGAUGGGUGCCACCGGUUCAGGCAAGACCACCAUGAUCAACGCCAUGAUUAAUUAUGUAUUGGGUGUUCAAUGGGACGAUCCCUUUCGUUUCAUACUUAUCGAUGAAGACGUGACAUCUCAAGCGUUUAGCCAAACCAGAGAGGUGACGGCGUACGACAUCCAUUACAGAAAUGGUUUCUGCGUUCCUUAUUCUCUGACAAUUGUCGACACUCCUGGAUUCGGAGAUACUGAAGGUAUCGAGCGCGACCAAGAAAUCACUUCGGCCGUCAAGCAAUUCUUUGAAAACAGAAAUGGCAUUCAAGAAUUAGACGCUGUUGGUUUUGUAGUGCAGUCUGCGCUGGCUCGCCUCACGAAUUCUCAGACGUACAUCUUCAAUUCGGUGUUGUCCAUUUUCGGCAAAGAUAUUGGGGAAAAUGUUCGCUUCCUGGUCACUUUCGCUGAUGGAGGGCUACCUUCAGUCUUAGCAGCCAUUAAGGAGGCUAAGCUUCCUUGCCUAAUGGAUGCCAACAAGGAUCCCUGUCACCAGAGUUUUAAUAACCGUCGGGUCUUCGUCUCGAAUCAAACACCAGGUGAUCGCUUGUCUCCUAUCGAAUGGGACAACGCAAUGCAAAAUUUUCAAUCCUUUUUUACCGAGUUGUCCAAAAUGCCGAUCAAAUCGCUCCAACUCACCAAAGAAGUACUGAACAGCCGUGAAAGUCUACGCAUCACUAUUCAAGGUCUAGCAGUGACCAUCCAGGCGCACUUGAUGAAGAUGGAAGAGCUGCGGAAGAUAGAGGAGAUCAUCGCCUUGAACAAAGAGCAUGUUAACGCUAAUAAGAACUUUGAGUUCACGGUGAAAGUACAUAAGAAGAAACGGAUUGAGGUUGAAAUGCACACAGCCCUGAAUUGCUCAAAGUGCGAAGUAACGUGCCAUUAUCCUUGUAACCCGGUUCUGUGGACGGGCUUUUGCCCUGUGUUCUGGGGUUUAGAAACAUUUUUAUCAUUAAAAUCGAGUUUUCUAGCGUGCAAAGUCUGCCCGGGAAAGUGCGCAACUACAGACCACGCAAACGAACCCACUAAGUGGAUAUACGUUCAAGAAGAAGAGACUCGCACUCUCAAUGAAAUUCGCAAAAAGUACGAGGACGCAAUGGCAAAGACGCUUAGUUUUGAAGAACUAAAGAAUGCCUUGCAAGGAGAGGCGGAGCAACUGAAAUGCGAAAUCAUGAAACCGAUGGAUGAGAUCAGUCGCUGCUCAAAUCUUUUAAAGGAGAUAGCACUACGAGGUGAACCCCUCUUCACUCCCGAAUAUAUUAACUUGAUGAUUGAAAACGAAAACAAGGAAAAAAAACCUGGUUACUUGGAAAGGAUUAAAAGUUUUGAAGACCUGUUGAGAAAGGCUGAACUUACGAAAGACGUUACCGACGGCGGUGAUUUAGCCAAGCAGUUCAAAUAGUAAGAUUGACAUACAUGCUUCUAUCAAGAAAUACUGAAGCAGGGAAGAUUUUUUUUUGUCGUUAAUCAUUUUCUUUAAUUAUUAUAGUAAAAAAAAAUUUGGCUAGCUAUCACAGCAAAUUAAGUUGGCUUUCACGUGCGAUUGCCAAAUUUUUUAAAUUUCAUAUCCUUUUUUUUUUUUUAUUUGUCGAGGUUUAGAGGGUAAAGGGUUAAAAUGUAUAACUGAAUAAAUUCACCUAUCAAAAGCAAA
Messenger RNA from Daphnia magna, 3106 nucleotides. RefSeq lists its product as uncharacterized. Gene Ontology annotation, molecular function: GTP binding. The coding region runs from base 779 to 2857 and encodes 692 amino acids. NCBI's taxonomy places the organism in Eukaryota, Metazoa, Arthropoda, Branchiopoda, Diplostraca, Daphniidae. The transcript has 4 exons. The record is from RefSeq and is a predicted model, not a curated record.